This is a messenger RNA of Closterium sp. NIES-65, 3054 nucleotides long. The record is from the annotation of a GenBank genome assembly. NCBI's taxonomy places the organism in Eukaryota, Viridiplantae, Streptophyta, Zygnematophyceae, Desmidiales, Closteriaceae.
AUGGACAAGGUCUACGUUUCGGGGUUGAAGGGGCUGCGGACUGAGAUGGUAGCCUACAUCAAGAAGCAAGUGGCGCGCAAACAGGAGGGCCAGGUCGGAGUUGCUUCCGACGCCUGUGACAACGAUGGUGAGGAGAUCCAUUCGGCAUUCCAAGCAGUCGGUGUCGCCCCCACUGUCGCUGAUGCGCAUGGGACCUCGAUCGGAAAGCCGGGAGGCGGCGUCGACGAGGAUGAUGCGGAGGCAGGAAAGGGGGUGACUGGGAUUGAGGAGAAGCACCAGGACGAGGCUAUUCAUGAGCAUGAUGAUCGGGUCUGGGAUCCUGAUGGAGCGGCGAAAACGGGUGGGAGAUCGGCGGACGUUGAGAACGAGGAAAGGGAGGGGAAGGGUGCGAUGUCAGCGGAUCUUGAAAAGGAGAAAGAGGAGGUUGGCGUGGAGGCGGUUCACGGGGCGAGUGGGAAGGUCGUGGUCGGCGAUGGGAAGGAAGUUGUAGACCUCGAGGCCGUUGGAGAAGGGGAUAAUGCUGCGGCCACGAAGCAGACGGGCGUGGAAGUGCCUCACGGGGGGGAGCAGUCAAGGAAGAAGAAGGCGGCGAGCGGCCACCCCGGUUCCACCGCAGCUGGUCGGCAGGCGCGGCUGGACGUUGUCGAGCAGCUGCGAGCGCAGAACAGGCGAUUGCGGGCCGACAAUGCACGCUUGGAACGGCGGCUCGGUGAAAAGUCGAGACGGGUCGACAGCUUGGUGUCGGCGUUAGCUGGGGUCCUCGACAAGCUCAAGGCUUUGACCGCCCAGGUAGCCGAUACCGACCUGAACUCGGCGAAGUGCCUUGAAGACGCCACGUCGACCAUGGCGACCACCAUCACCGACAACCUCACUCACAACAUGGCCAGCGCAAUUGAAGCUAGCAAGUCAUUUGCCAAACUUGCGGUCAAGAUGUUGCGGGAUCAUGACGACCCCAACGGAAGAAUGGCGGACGAACGCGCAACUGCGGUGAACGCAUUGGCCGAUCACGUGACGAAAGAGGUGGGUGAGGCGAGGAAGGCUUUGGAGGCGACAAUCAUUAAAUACAUCGGCGCCGCGCAGACCAAUAUUGCAGCCGCCGUCACUCCCCGCCUCAUCGUGCAGCAGCCGCCGGUGCCUAUCGCCCCAGCGCAAGCCUUGCCAGAAGAGCUAAUGAAGACCUUCAAGGAGGAUGUGCUGAAGGCGGUGACGGAGGCGACGCAGCAGCCGUUUCUCGCCUCCGGAUUGAAGAUAAUGACCGAAGUGGGGAGCGGAGGGAAAGGGUUGAGCCACAAGGAAAUCCCCGCCGCCAAAACGACCCCAGGCGGUGCUGCCAAAAUUGGCAACGGGCCGAAUGCCAAGAUAGCGGAGGUGACAUCGGUUCCUAAACAGCCUCUCGCGGGUGCACGCUCUCCGACUGGCGCGUCUGCUGACGUCCCGUCUGCCGACAAGAAUGGCUGCGCGGGGAAAGGGGUGGCCGCUGCGAACGCGCUCAAGGACCAGCUCAGGCUCCUUGCGAGCCACAGGGCUGCUCAACAUCCUCCCCCCCCUGUCGAUGCACGCCUUGCCAAAACAACAGCUGGCUUUGAAGCCCCCAUCGUCGCCGUGCCAUCUGCCAGUGUGCCACGUGUAGCGCCGGCCGUCGCCGCUCGUACUCCUGCAGACCCAAAGUCCGCUUUGCUGCGCGCCCAGUUGGGCAUGCGAGGGUCGACUGUGCCAACUCAGCAGGCAGCUGGCUCUAGCGCGACGCCGACAUCGGGGAAUGUCGCAGCACCCAGUCCGGUGGCGGCUGAUGUCGAGAAAGCGGCGGAGAAGGGUGUGCGUGCCGCGAUUGCUUCAGGCAGCGGCCCUGUUGAGGAGGUUGCCCUCGACACGGAUAUUGCUGUCAUACAGGCCCACCUGGAUGCGGCCAAACCCCGAACACUGUCCAUAUCGGGCACAGCACAUGAGGAGGAGGAGGAGGUGGAGGAGGAGGAGGACGAGGAGGAGGAGGAGGAGGAGGUGGAGGAGGAGGAGGAGGAGGAGGAGGAGGAGGAGGAGGAGGAGGAGGGGAAGGACAAGGCGAAAGCAAGGAGAGGUCAUGGCAUCUACCACGAUAGCUCGGGCGACGGGCAAGGGUGGGUCGGCGAGAUUAAGGUGCACGGCAUUGAUCGGUACAUCGGCAAGUCGCGCGAGAAGAUGCAGCUCGCGUAUGUGCACUCCAUCGCGUACGUCAUCUACGGCGGUUUCGUAAGCAAGGUGCUCAUGGAUGAGCUCAUCGGCUUGGACACUGCCGAGUUGGAGAGGUGGAGGAAGGUGUGGGAGGAGGUCAAGAUCUUGCCAACAGGGAUGUGGACGUAUCAAGAGUACAAGAGCUCAGGCGAUGCGCUCCACGACGCGCUCUGGCCGGCGAUGUGGUUCCCCGUCGAGGGGGUGCCAGAGGAGAAGUCGUCGGCGAUGAUGUCGGCCAUCAUAGGUCGCGUGUCCAUGUGCGUUGCGUAUGGGAAGACCGCUGCGAGCGCGUCGAAGAAGGAGGGAGACGAGGAGGAGAAUACGGCGAUGGUGGCAUUGGCGUUAGCGGCAUCCGCAUGCGCCGUCUGGUGCUUUGUCAAGAACGACGACGCCCAGGUGGUCGAUGCUGUGGAAGAAGGGAAGGCGGCGGCACUUAUAGCCGGUGCAAGCGAGAAGACCGCCAAAGUAUUCGAAACUGUCAUGGCGGCGAUGCUGAACGCUGAGAUCACCCGGGACCGCGCCCUGGGGGAGGUUGCCUUCAACGUCGCGCCAGUGCUGCAGAGUCUUGCCCUGCAGAGGGUCUAUCUAGGGGGGAAUGCUGAAGUCGAUGCCAAGGUGGUCGCUAGAGCGGCGGUGGAGACCAUGGCGUUCUGGGGAAUGUGCAUCGUCACCGGCCCAAAACUCAAAAAGAGGAGUAUCGCGGUGCCGUGUGACACGCAGAUGAAGGCCGAUCUUGACAACAGGGGGAGGAAGGGUCAGAGGGGGAAGCAGGGGACGAAGGGGAAGAAGGGCAAGGACAGCACGGGGAAGAAGGGGAGGAAGGGCAAGGACAGCACAACAGCAUAG